Molecule: messenger RNA, 936 nt
Organism: Dama dama (fallow deer)
Lineage: Eukaryota; Metazoa; Chordata; Mammalia; Artiodactyla; Cervidae
Product: olfactory receptor 4D9
Exons: 1
Coding region: 1-936 (311 amino acids)
Biological process (GO): G protein-coupled receptor signaling pathway
Cellular component (GO): membrane
Molecular function (GO): G protein-coupled receptor activity; olfactory receptor activity
Source: RefSeq, a predicted model, not a curated record
AUGGAUCAGGGAAAUUACACCAGAGUGAAAGAAUUUGUCUUCCUGGGAAUCACCCAGUCUCGAGAGCUCAGCUGGGUCUUGUUUGCCUUUUUGUUUCUGGUGUACGUGACAACUCUGCUGGGAAACCUCCUCAUCAUGGUCACGGUGACCUGGGACUCUCGUCUCCACACCCCCAUGUACUUCCUGCUCCGUAACCUGUCAGUUCUUGACAUCUGCUUCUCCUCCAUCACAGCUCCUAAGGUCCUGGUGGAUCUGCUGUCAGAGAGGAAGACCAUCUCCUUCAAUGGCUGUAUCUCUCAGAUGUUCUUCUUUCACCUGCUCGGGGGAGCGGAUGUCUUUUCCCUCUCUGUGAUGGCAUUUGACCGCUACGUGGCCAUCUCAAGACCCCUCCACUAUCUGACCAUCAUGAGUCGGGGGCGCUGCACCGCCCUCAUCGCGGCCUCGUGGGUGGGGGGCUUCGUCCACUCCAUCGUGCAGAUCUCCCUCCUCCUGCCGCUCCCCUUCUGCGGACCCAACAUCCUGGACACUUUCUACUGCGACGUCCCCCAGGUCCUCACACUCGCCUGCACUGACACUGCUGUCCUUGAGCUCCUGAUGAUUUCCAACAAUGGCUUAGUCAGUUGGUUCAUAUUCUUCUUCCUCCUCAUCUCCUACACAGUCAUCCUGACGAUGCUGAGGUCGCACGCCGGGGAGGGCCGGGGGAAAGCCGUCUCCACCUGCACCGCCCACAUCACGGUGGUCACCCUCCACUUUGUGCCCUGCAUCUACGUCUACGCCCGGCCCUUCUCCGCCCUCCCCACCGAUAAGGCCGUCUCUGUGACCUUCACUGUCAUCUCCCCUCUGCUGAACCCCCUGAUCUACACCCUGAGGAACCAGGAGAUGAAGGCGGCCAUGCAGAGACUGAAGAAACAGCUAGGGCAUUCAGAAAGGGUUUAG